CAAGUGUUGACUGUGAGGAUCACCCCAGUCAGUCAUGGGUCAUCUUGGGAUUCAGAUGUGGACAUGGACACUGUGUGUCCUCUUGAGCUGGAUGUGUGUGGGUCAAGUUUUGGCAGGACCGCAGUACAUGGUAGCCAUUCCUGCGGUUCUUGAAGCUGGAGCUGAAACCAAAUUCUGUGCAAGUCUCCUGCAGCCCAAUGAGACUGUGGUCAUGACUAUCAUUCUGAGGUCCCAAGACAAGAACACAACUCUUCUCAAACAAAUAAUCAGUGAAGAGUUUCAUGCCUGCAACCAUUUUCAGGUUCCUGUAGUGCAGAAUCAAGACGUGCAGAGGUUUGAGGUGGAGGUACAAGGCGACACAUUUUACUCAAAAAAAGUCAGGAAAGUCAUGAUCAGAGUCUAUCAACCGAUGACAUUCAUCCAAACAGAUAAACCGAUGUACCUCCCUGGACAAACAGUGCAUUUCAGAGUCGUUACACUUGAUACCAGGUUUAGACCUGCCAGUCGACUGUACAAUAUAAUUGAAAUUGAGGAUGCUAACAAUAACCGGAUUGGACAGUGGCUGAAUGAAACAUCCAGUGGUAAAAUAUUGCAGCUGUCUUACUCCCUGAACUCUGAGGCUCAUGAAGGACCCUACCAUGUUAUUGUCUCAUUUGGUGAAGAAAAAAUCUAUCACAGCUUCAAAGUGGAGAAAUAUGUUUUGCCUAAAUUUGAUGUGAAAAUUGAUACAUCUGAUGAAGUAAGUAUUGAGCAGGAGGAAAUAAAGGCUGAAGUCUGUGCAAAAUAUACAUAUGGACAACCUGUGCCAGGCAGUGUUAAAGUUAAGGUGUGUCGACCUCUUCAAGGUUAUUAUGGCCCCAUGAUAAUCACUCCUGACAAUCCAGAGGGAAUCCCUGAGAUAACAACCCCAUGCCACAAGGAGACAGUGCAGACAGACAAGACAGGCUGUGCCGCUUUUACCUUCAAAAUGUCAGCUUUCACAAAAAUUGACCAAAAGGUGCUGCGGGAUCACCUGGACCUCAGUGUCGAAGUGGAAGAGGAAGGGACAGGGAUUUCACUCCCACAACAGAAGAGGAUCCAAAUUUCAUAUGUUAUUGGAAGACUGUCCUUCAUUGACACACCCAAGAUUUAUAACCAGGGAUCAAAUGUGGAGGGAAAAGUUAAAGCAGUUCAUUACAAUGAUACACCCAUUCCUGACAUGGUGCUCUACCUGUUAGAGAGUGACAGGUGGCUACAGAAUCUCACCACUGACAGCGAUGGUGUCGCCACAUUCUCAUUUAGCACAGCUAACUUCCAAAGGGACAUCCAAUUCCAUGUUAACAGUGCACCAACACUGGGCUACUCUGUUUACAGAACUGUAUUCUAUGAGGCUGGGCAUCAUAGAGUGUCUGUGGCCCAACUUCCUUCUCCUGAUACUAAAGUAGUCAGCUCCCUGGAGGUGAUGAAGAAGGAUAAGCCUCUUACUUGCGAAAGAGAGGAGGACAUCUUUAUCCAAUACACUGUGGUUGGAGAGAAGCAGGGCUCUGUGGAUGUAAUGUACCUGGUCUUAUCCAGAGGAGCCAUUGUCAUCCAAGGAUUUAAACAGGUUGAAGUGCAAGAUACAUCAGUGAAUGAGGGGGAGGUGUCCUUUAAGUUGAGCGUGCCACCAGAAAUGGCACCAGAUGUCCAGGUUGUGGCUUACGCCAUCCUCCCCAGUGAGAAUGUGAUCGCCCACAGUGCUGACUUCUCCACAGAGAAAUGCUUCAGUCACAAGGUGUCGCUGGAGUUUUCUCCAUCCUCAGCUGUCCCAGGAGAAGAGACCACCAUGCAGGUGAUGGCCCAGCCAGACUCUCUUUGCGGUGUGAGUGCUGUUGACCAAAGUGUCCUCAUCAAGGAGCCAGGGAAGACUCUGAAUGCAGACAAGAUUUUCAACUUGUUGCCUGUCAGCAGAGUGUCCAAUGUUCCACAUGAGGUUGAAGAUCCUGUAGAGUGCAUACAUGUGAGACCAAGAAGAUACGUUAUGCCAUAUCCUGGACAAGAGAUCGAUGAUGCUCAAACAGUUUUCCAGAACGUAGGACUGAAGAUGGCAACAAACAUGGUUAUCCGAAUGCCUUUAUGCUUCAAGUACGAAGGAGGAGAGUACCACCUUGCUUUACUUAUUCCUGGAUUAGCUGGAUCAGCACCUCGUGUGGGAGCCUAUCCUGAUGCUCCACGAAUCGAGACAGUCCGAACUUUCUUCCCUGAGACCUGGAUAUGGGACCUGGUGGAAGUUGGAGAGACUGGAAUAAAGGAUGUGUCCCUCACUGUACCAGACACCAUCACCACCUGGGAGACGGAGACUUUCUGUCUGUCCCAGCAGGGAUUUGGUUUGGCACCACGUAAAGAAAUCAGGGUCUUCCAGCCCUUCUUCCUUGAGCUCACUCUGCCCUACUCCAUCAUGCGGGGGGAGCACUUUGAACUGAAAGCGACCACCUUCAACUACCUGACCAGUUGUAUCAUGGUCUCUGUGACUCCAACACCCUCCUUAGAUUACACCCUCACCCCCCUCUCUGGUAAUGAGUACAAAUCCUGUUUGUGUGGCGGUGAGCGCAAGACCCUCAGCUGGACCAUGGCCCCCUUAAACUUAGGGGUUAUGAAUGUGACUGUGACUGCUGAGGCUGUGGCAUCCGACGUUUCAUGUGACAAUGAGGUCGUGAGCGUGCCAGAGAGAGGUCGUAUCGACGUGGUCACACGAUCUCUCAUUGUAAAGGCUGAGGGAACUGAGAUGACAAAGGUUCACAACUGGCUGCUCUGUCCCAAAGGAGAGGCUUUGACAGAAGAAAUAGACAUACAGCUCCCUGAGAAUGUGAUUGAUGGAUCUGCCCGUGCUUCACUAUCAGUCCUGGGUGACAUCCUGGGUCGAGCCCUGAAGAACCUGGAUGGGCUGCUGCAGAUGCCGUAUGGAUGUGGGGAGCAGAACAUGGCGCUCCUGGCUCCCAACAUCUACAUCCUCCAGUACCUGAAAAACACACAGCAGCUGACCCCAGCCAUCAUGGAAAAGGCUACCAACUUUCUGACCAGUGGCUACCAGAGACAGCUGAACUACAAGCACUAUGGUGGUGCUUACAGCACAUUUGGGUCAGGAACAGGAAACACUUGGCUGACUGCUUUUGUGUUGAAAUCUUUUGCCAAAGCAAAGUCUUUCAUCUACAUUCACCCCCAAAAUAUUGAAGAGUCUAAGACUUGGCUGGAGAGCAAACAACGAAAAAAAAAAGGCUGCUUCAAGCAGUUGGGAAAACUCUUCAACAACAGAAUGAAGGGUGGUGUGUCUGAUGAAGUGACUCUCAGUGCUUACAUCACUGCUGCCUUCUUGGAGAUGAACAUGUCUGCAAAUGAUCCUGUAGUGAAGAACAGCCUGUCUUGCCUCAAGGAGUCCAUUGGCGACCUCAGCAACACCUACACUGUAGCUCUGAUGGCGUACGUCUUCACCCUGGCAGGAGACAUGAACACCCGUGCUGUCCUUCUGCAGCACCUGGACACAGUUGCUCUAAAAGAAGGGGGUAUCCUCCGAUGGUCUCAGACAGCUACAGAAAUGUCAGCCUCUCUGUCUGUGGAGAUCGCCUCCUAUGUGCUGCUGGCCAAACUCAGCGCCUCCCCCACUGCUGAAGACCUGGGCUACACCUCUCGCAUUGUCAGAUGGUUGACAGGCCAGCAGAACUAUUAUGGAGGCUUCUCCUCCACACAGGACACAGUGGUGGCUCUUCAGGCUCUGGCUCUUUACUCCACUCUGGUGUUCAGUCCUGAAGGUUCAAGCACAGUGACAGUGCAGUCCCCCAGUGGCCAGCUGACAUUUGAUGUGAACCAGAACAACAAACUGCUGUACCAGGAGAAGAUACUGCAGGAUGUGACAGGAAAGUACAGCCUGGAGGUGAAGGGCACUGCAUGUGCUGCAAUGCAGAUUUCUCUUCACUACAAUAUCCCAACUCCUACUGAUGUCACCACUGUCAGUGUUGAAGUAAAACCAGAGGCCAACUGCACCAGCAAAUCUCACAGACCCAAACUCACUCUGAAUAUCUCCUCAUUAUACAGUGGUAAGGAGACCACUACAAACAUGGUGAUCCUGGACAUCAAAAUGCUUUCUGGUUUUACCCCUGACUCAGAGUCUUUGAAGCGACUCAGAGGUGCCCUGCUGGUGGAUCAUGUUGAACAAAAGGAAGAUCAUGUUCUGGUGUACAUGCAGGAGUUACCAAAGGACAUAGGCAUCAACCACAGCUUAGAGAUCAUACAGGUGCUCCCAGUGCAAAACCUGAAGUCGGCCGUGGUCAAGAUCUAUGACUACUACCAGCCAAGUGACCAGGCUGAGACAGAAUACAUUUGCCCCUGUACUGCAGGUAACAAUCUGGAAUAACAUAGUGUCCAUAUUGCAAGAACAGUAUUUUACACAAAUCAUAAUGAAAUAAUUGUAGAAUUUUUGACAUUUACUUUUGAAUGCUAAUUUUAUUGAUGAGAAGUCUCAAUUUUAAAUUUAAUAUGAUGAUGUGAAGAGGUUGGUUCUUACAUUUUUCCUUUAAUCUGCAGCUUGAAGACUGAUGUGUUCUCUGUGAUCACAGUAAAUUGUUUUAAUUGUUUUAAUAAAUAAGGUUAUGUAUAAAGAUA
Lates calcarifer (barramundi perch) is the source of this 4614-nucleotide messenger RNA. Its product is annotated as alpha-2-macroglobulin-like. The transcript has 35 exons. Bases 35 to 4366 code for a protein of 1443 amino acids. Gene Ontology annotation, molecular function: endopeptidase inhibitor activity. The record is from RefSeq and is a predicted model, not a curated record. NCBI's taxonomy places the organism in Eukaryota, Metazoa, Chordata, Actinopteri, Centropomidae. Gene Ontology annotation, cellular component: extracellular region.